Messenger RNA from Penicillium daleae, 1776 nucleotides. Its product is annotated as AMP-dependent synthetase/ligase. The transcript has 4 exons. Gene Ontology annotation, biological process: fatty acid metabolic process. The coding region runs from base 1 to 1776 and encodes 591 amino acids. The record is from RefSeq and is a predicted model, not a curated record. Gene Ontology annotation, molecular function: medium-chain fatty acid-CoA ligase activity. NCBI's taxonomy places the organism in Eukaryota, Fungi, Ascomycota, Eurotiomycetes, Eurotiales, Aspergillaceae.
AUGGCUGUUCCCCGGAGUGUUCAUCGACUGCAGCAGACGCUGUCCCAUAUCCAACCACCACCAGCACCCCUUCAAUGGUCAAUUGUAGCGGGACCGACUCAACCGAAGCUACUGGAUAUUACCCUGGGCGAGCUACUGACGCUGCAAGCGCUACAAUAUGGAGAUUACGAGUGCUUGGUAUUUCCAUGGACCGGGGCCCGAUGGACCUAUGCGGAUCUGAAGGAUGAGGUAGAUCGUCUUGCGCGGGGCAUGCUUGCCAUGGGCAUUCAAAAAGGCGAUCGCGUUGGCAUUAUGGCGGGUAAUUGUGAACAGUAUAUUUCUAUCUUCUUUGCGGCCGCGCGAGUCGGUGCGAUUUUGGUGGUGUUGAACAACACAUAUACUCCCUCGGAGCUGUACUAUGCUUUGAAUCAUACCGGUAACUCCUCCAAUUAUUGCCGCUUGUUGUUCAUGACUCCUCACAUCGGCCGCCAUAACCUCGAGGAAGUCUUGAAAGAGCUAGGCCCCAAGCCCAAGCAGAACAACACUUCAAAAUGUGUGGACGAGAUUGUGAUCCUUCGCGGUUACUACAAGGAUUUCCCCACCUACGACGAGAUCAUUAGCCGGGGCCAGUCACAAGCGGCUCAUCUACUACAGGAUCGUGAGGCCGAAUUGCGCCCUGACGACGUGUGUAACUUGCAAUUCACCAGCGGCUCGACUGGAAAUCCCAAGGCAGCCAUGUUGACUCACCGUAACCUUGUGAAUAACUCGCGAUUCAUUGGUGACCGUAUGAACCUUUCUUCCUUCGAUAUACUCUGCUGUCCACCUCCACUCUUCCAUUGUUUCGGACUGGUUCUAGGAAUGCUGGCGGUGGUGACCCACGGCUCGAAGAUUGUCUUCCCCAGCGAAACAUUCGAUCCCAAGGCAGUGCUACAUGCCAUCUCGGACGAAAAAUGUACAGCACUGCAUGGUGUCCCCACUAUGUUCGAAGCCAUCCUCAGCAUCCCCAAGCCUGCUGGCUUUGAUACCUCGAACCUGCGCACGGGUAUUAUUGCCGGAGCUCCCGUUCCACGACCAUUGAUGAAGCGACUUUUGGAAGAACUGAAUAUGACCGAGUAUACCAGUAGCUAUGGUCUCACCGAGGCUUCGCCUACCUGCUUCAAUGCCUUCACCACCGAUAGCAUCCACACGCGAUUGACCACGGUCGGCAAGAUCCUCCCCCACGCCCGCGCAAAGAUUAUCGAUGAAAAGGGGAACGUUGUCCCUAUUGGUCAGCGGGGCGAACUCUGCAUCGCUGGAUACCAACUCACCAAAGGCUACUGGCAUAACCCGGAGAAAACAGCCGAAACUCUCGUCAAGGAUGCCGACGGAGUGACCUGGCUGAAGACGGGCGACGAGGCUUCAUUCAACGAGCGAGGCUACUGCAGCAUCACCGGUCGGUUUAAGGAUAUCAUCAUUCGUGGUGGCGAGAACAUAUACCCCCUUGAGAUUGAGGAGCGUUUGGCGGCACACCCACACAUCGAGCUGGCCUCCGUUAUCGGAAUUCCCGAUUCCAAGUACGGCGAGGUUGUUGGCGCGUUCAUUCAGCUCGCUGCUGGUCACGCCCGACCAACCGAUGAAGAGCUGCGUGCCUGGGCCCGGGAGACCCUCGGUCGUCACAAGGCGCCGCAAUAUGUGUUUGUCUUUGGCGAGGAGGGCGUUCCCAGCACGGUACCAGUGACGGGGAGCGGAAAAGUGCGAAAGGUGGAGUUGCGGCAGAUGGCGACGGCAGCGCUGGCGCAACGAGGAGUCCAGGCGUAA